AUGGCUCAAGCAAACGCCAAGCCUCUAGAUAGCUCCGGUGCUUACCCACCGACUACUAAGCCAGAGGAGAUCAACACCGAAGUUGCCACGUACGCCCUGCCCGCGUCGCAGCUUUGUCCUCUCACGGGACAUACUUACACCGACGUGUCCUUGUCCAUGGCCGUGCCGUCUCCAGCUGUACCUGUUGCUUCUUCUACCUCCAGCGUGCCAUCUGCAAGCUGCAACGACGUUGGCCACUACAUCAACGAGAUUGCCAAGGGCGUGCAACUGGCAGAUGACGACAAAUAUUGCCUGCUGAGGCAGCACUUCUCGCCGGACGCUCGCUACGCGUUCCCAAGACACGAUGGCCGAGCGUUUCAGCAUCGCUGGCUUCAAACCUACCAGCCCUGGUUGGUGUUCAGUGCCACCUGUGGUGGCGGCUUCUGUUUGCCCUGCGUGUUAUUCGCUCGCUCAUAUCGUGGGUCAUCGCUGGGUGUAUUUGCCAGGCGACCACUGAUGAAUUUUCGAAAAGCUUUGGAGUUGCUGGAUGACCACAUGACGAAGCAGUUCCACCGGGACGCAAUAGUACGAGCGGAUGGAUUCUUAUCUGUAAUGGAUGGAAAGAGAGAGAAUGUCAUCCAGCAAACCAACACAGCGCUUGCAGACAAAGUGGCAGUCAACCGCAAAAAGCUGACCUCUAUCAUCAAAGUCAUUCUGCUAUGCGGACGCCAGAACUUCCCCCUGCGUGGACAUCGUGACGCUGGCACUGAUGUUGAGUCCGACGGUGCUGCUCACCAUGGGAAUUUCUGGGCUCUCGUGGAUUUCCGCGUCGAUGCUGGUGAUUCGUGUCUUGGCGAGCACUUGUCAACUGCUCCUGCCAAUGCCACGUACAUGUCUGGCGACAUUCAGAACCAGCUUGUCAGCAUCAUUGGUGAUCACAUCACACGGCAAAUUGUUGCAAGAGUGAAGGCAGCGAAAUUGUUCACGGUCAUCGCAGAUGAAGUAACAGACGUGUCCAAUAAAGAGCAGCUUGGACUCGUGAUUCGCUAUGUGGAGGCAUCCAGUAGAAUUGUUCGAGAGGACUUCGUGACGUUCGUCGAGUGCGAUCAAGGUGUUACGGGUGAAGCACUUGCCAAGGUUAUAGUUGAAGCUAUCCAGCAGCUUGGCCUUGACCUAAGCAACAUGCGGGGACAGUGUUACGACGGCGCUUUUAACAUGUCAGGAGCAACUAAAGGAGUAGCUGCACGGAUUGCACAGAGCUACCCUCUUGCCCUGUACCUGCAUUGUGCUUCACACUGUCUGAACCUGGUGGUUGUGUCGUCGCUGCAAGAUAAUAUGGUCCGCAACAUGAUGGGUGUUGUGGACAGGGCGUUGGUCUUCUUCAACGCGCAUCCAAAACGACAGACUGCUCUGGAGCAUGCAGCGUCAGCCACGCAGCCUGACACAGCCAGCCAGAAGGUGAAGGACCUGUGCAGGACCAGAUGGGUACAGCGGUUAGACGCAUUAGAAGCAUUCCUCAACCUCCUGCCCUCCCUCGUGGUAUGUUUCCAAGAGAUUUCCGAAGCGCCUGCUGCUGCAUGGUCCCGAAAUUCACUCAUCGAUGCCAAAGGCCUCCUCUCCCGGGUUACAACCACAGAAUUCGUGAGUGCUCUGGUCAUCACUAACAAGUGCCUUGGCUAUGUGCGUGGGAUAACGUCUAGCCUCCAGUCGGAAGCCAGGGACAUCGCUCAUGCCAUGGCAGAUGUCCACACAGUGCAGGAAACACUCGAGAAGGUACGUGCUGAUGUGGACAAGCACCACGGGGAUUGGUUCAAGGUGGUGGAAUCGACGUGUGCCAAGAUGAACGUCAACCCAUCUGUUCCGAGGUCAUGCGGCAGGCAGACACACCGGGACAAUGUUCCAGCUGACACACCAUCCGAGUAUUACAAGCGGUCGAUCAGCAUACCUCUCCUGAACCACAUGGUAGGAGAGAUGAAAAGCCGCUUCACAAGCCAUCAUCGAACUGCUCUCCAGGCGUUCUGUGUGGUACCUUCGAUCCUGCUCUCGUCGUCAAUUGCCGAAGCAAACACAGCCAUCAACAAGUUGGUUGGGACGUAUUCCGUUGACUUCCCAUCCGCAGCCAGUGUGGAGAGUGAGCUGCAUUGCUGGCACACCAAGUGGUCGAAUGUUUGGAAUGAGCAUGGCGAGCCUGCUAUUCCUACCUCGGCUGCCCUGUCAUUACCUCACGCCAGCCAGAUGUUUCCCAACAUACGUGCCAUACUGCAGCUGCUCUGCACUCUUCCCGUUACGUCCUGCUCAUCCGAGCGUUCAUUCAGUGCUCUGAAGAGGAUCAAGGAUCGCGAGAGGUCAACGAUGGGCAAUGAGCGCUUGACCGGCCUCGCCCUGCUGCACAUUCACCAUGAUAUCCCAGUGAGCAUCGAUGCGGUCAUAGAUGAGUUUGCGCGGCGCCAUCCAAGGCGGAUGCACCUGACAAACAUCUUCGCCACCGCACCUCAAGCUGCUGCACCAGAUUCAGCUUUAACUGUGGGUUCUGACUUGAUUUCCAGUCACCAGUCAACUGCAUACUAUUAA
This is a messenger RNA of Sycon ciliatum, 2550 nucleotides long. Its product is annotated as 52 kDa repressor of the inhibitor of the protein kinase-like. Gene Ontology annotation, molecular function: protein dimerization activity. Bases 1 to 2550 code for a protein of 849 amino acids. The transcript has 2 exons. The record is from RefSeq and is a predicted model, not a curated record. NCBI's taxonomy places the organism in Eukaryota, Metazoa, Porifera, Calcarea, Leucosolenida, Sycettidae.